Ochotona princeps (American pika) is the source of this 2407-nucleotide messenger RNA. RefSeq names its product succinate dehydrogenase complex flavoprotein subunit A (gene SDHA). Gene Ontology annotation, molecular function: flavin adenine dinucleotide binding; succinate dehydrogenase (quinone) activity; electron transfer activity. The transcript is spliced from 15 exons. Lineage: Eukaryota; Metazoa; Chordata; Mammalia; Lagomorpha; Ochotonidae. Gene Ontology annotation, biological process: tricarboxylic acid cycle; mitochondrial electron transport, succinate to ubiquinone. The record is from RefSeq and is a predicted model, not a curated record. The coding region runs from base 62 to 2056 and encodes 664 amino acids.
UGAGCGCGCAGGCGCGAUCGGAGCGGGGCCUGGUUGGGCAGCUGGGCGGCUUGGGGCCGAUAUGGCCGGGGUCCGGGUGGUGUCGCGGCUGCUGUCCGCGCGGCGCUUGGCGCUGACCCAGUCGCGGCCAGCAGCGUUGCAGACAGGAGCCCAUGGUUUCCACUUCACUGUCGAUGGCCACACGAGGGCGUCUGCCAGAGUCUCGGAUUCUAUUUCUGCCCAGUAUCCGGUUGUGGAUCAUGAAUUUGACGCGUUGGUGGUUGGUGCUGGUGGGGCUGGACUGCGAGCUGCCUUUGGCCUUUCGGAGGCAGGAUUUAACACAGCCUGCGUGACGAAGCUGUUUCCCACCAGGUCACACACUGUGGCAGCACAGGGAGGAAUCAACGCCGCCCUGGGGAACAUGGAGGAAGACAAUUGGAGGUGGCAUUUCUACGACACCGUGAAGGGCUCUGACUGGCUGGGGGACCAGGAUGCCAUCCACUACAUGACAGAGCAAGCCCCUGCCUCUGUGGUUGAGCUGGAAAACUAUGGCAUGCCAUUCAGCAGAACUGAAGAUGGGAAGAUUUAUCAGCGUGCGUUUGGCGGACAGAGCCUCAAGUUUGGGAAAGGUGGCCAGGCCCACCGAUGCUGCUGUGUGGCUGAUCGGACUGGUCAUUCGCUCCUGCACACUUUGUAUGGAAGGUCCCUGCGAUACGAUACCAGCUAUUUUGUGGAAUAUUUUGCCUUGGAUCUUCUGAUGGAAAAUGGGGAGUGCCGUGGCGUGAUUGCACUGUGCAUAGAAGACGGGUCCAUCCACCGCAUACGAGCAAAGAACACGGUUAUUGCCACUGGUGGCUAUGGGCGCACCUACUUCAGCUGCACAUCUGCUCACACCAGCACAGGAGAUGGGACAGCUAUGGUCACCAGGGCCGGCCUUCCUUGCCAAGACUUGGAAUUUGUCCAGUUUCACCCCACAGGCAUAUAUGGUGCUGGUUGUCUCAUUACAGAAGGGUGCCGUGGAGAGGGAGGCAUUCUCAUUAACAGUCAGGGCGAAAGGUUCAUGGAGAGAUACGCCCCUGUCGCAAAGGACCUGGCAUCCAGAGAUGUAGUGUCUCGGUCAAUGACCCUGGAGAUCCGAGAGGGAAGAGGCUGUGGACCUGAGAAGGAUCACGUCUACCUGCAGUUGCACCACCUGCCCCCUGAGCAGCUGGCCACGCGCCUGCCAGGCAUCUCUGAGACAGCCAUGAUCUUUGCGGGUGUGGAUGUCACCAAGGAACCCAUUCCUGUGCUCCCAACUGUGCACUACAACAUGGGGGGCAUUCCUACCAACUACAAGGGGCAGGUCCUUCAGCACGUGAAUGGCCAGGAUGAGAUCGUGCCCGGCUUGUACGCCUGUGGGGAGGCAGCCUGUGCCUCGGUGCAUGGUGCCAACCGCCUGGGGGCAAACUCUCUGCUGGACCUGGUGGUGUUUGGCCGGGCAUGUGCCCUGAGCAUUGCAGAGUCCUGCAGGCCUGGAGAUAAAGUCCCUCCGAUUAAACCAAAUGCAGGAGAAGAAUCUGUUAUGAAUCUUGACAAGCUGAGAUUUGCUGAAGGCAAUAUUAGAACAUCAGAGCUGCGCCUCAGCAUGCAGAAGGCAAUGCAGACUCAUGCCGCCGUGUUCCGGGUGGGGAGUGUGCUGCAGGAAGGCUGUGAGAAGAUUAGCCAGCUCUAUGGAGACCUGCAGCACCUCAAGACAUUUGACAGGGGAAUGGUCUGGAACACGGACUUAGUGGAGACCCUGGAACUACAGAAUCUGAUGCUGUGCGCCUUGCAGACCAUCUACGGAGCUGAAGCUCGGAAGGAGUCCCGGGGUGCCCACGCCAGGGAGGAUUACAAGGUGCGGAUUGAUGAGUAUGAUUAUUCCAAGCCCAUCCAGGGGCAGCAAAAGAAGCCGUUCACAGAGCACUGGAGGAAGCAUACACUUUCUUACGUUGAUGUCAAGACUGGGAAGGUCACUCUGGAGUACAGACCUGUCAUCGACAAAACCUUGAACGAAGCUGACUGUGCCACCGUCCCCCCUGCAAUCCGGUCCUACUGAGGAGACCUGGGGGUUAUACAAUCCACUUUAGUCAUUAUGUAGAGUACCCCAGCCUGUCCGUAUCGUACCAUCUGUAGUCCAUCAGAAUGACACUGGUUCAGCCAGUGACCAGAGCCUGCCAGACACCAGUACCAGGGAAUGCUGUGUUUGCUCUAUCCCCUGCUUCCUGCCUGUGGAAUGACCAGCUGCACAUAUCCAUGUGAAACCUCGCACUGCCUGCCUCAGGCACUUUUGCUGCCCUGAAAUACCAAAUGCAAUUAUCUUUGUAUUCUGCUUAUUCAAAUUCCAGAAGUUUUAUUAAGUACAAAUGACUUUUGGCACCUGGGCAAAUGAAGAAAAUAUGAAAGGAAA